Molecule: messenger RNA, 1713 nt
Organism: Musa acuminata subsp. malaccensis (wild Malaysian banana)
Lineage: Eukaryota; Viridiplantae; Streptophyta; Magnoliopsida; Zingiberales; Musaceae
Biological process (GO): SCF-dependent proteasomal ubiquitin-dependent protein catabolic process
Cellular component (GO): SCF ubiquitin ligase complex
Molecular function (GO): protein binding
Source: RefSeq, a predicted model, not a curated record
CGUACCGGGGAAGAGAAACCGCGAGGAGGAGGCCCGACCGGGCCGGCUACGAUUAGGGUUCCUCACACCGAAAUCCUAAUCCUCUCUUCGUGCGGGCGCCCAAUUGAAUCCUGUCCACUCCUCUGUUUCGCGAUCUCAUAUGGCCCCGGCGAGGUUGAAUGGCGGGGAUCGGCCGACGGAGGAGGGGGCAAGUAUCUGCAUCAAUGACGCCCUUACCGACGACGAGCUUCGGGCUGUGUUCGCGUGGCUGGAGAAGGAAGAUGAGAGGGACCUGUUUGGGCUCGUCUGUAAGCGCUGGCUCCGCCUUCAGAGUUCGGAGCGCCGCCGCCUCCGGGCCCGGGCCGGCCCCGCCAUGCUCCGCCGGAUGACCGACCGGUUUCCGGGUCUCCUUGAGCUUGACCUCUCUCAAUCCGCCUCGAGAUCGUUCUACCCUGGAGUUACCGACUCAGAUCUUGCUGUCAUUGCCGCUGGAUUUUGGAAUUUACGUGUCCUCGAUCUCCAGAACUGUAAAGGUGUCACUGAUGUUGGAAUGAUUUCUCUGGGAAAUGACCUUCCAUCCCUCCAGUCCCUAGAUGUUUCCCAGUGUAGAAAAAUUACGGACAAAGGAUUGGUGGCUGUUGCUUUGGGUUGUUCCUCUUUGAAAAGGUUGCAUGUAGCUGGAUCAAAAUCUGUAACAGAUGAGUUACUAAAAGCACUGUCUAGGAGCUGCUCAGGCCUAGAAGAUCUAGGAUUGGCAGGAUGCAACAACAUAACAGACACUGGGCUCUCAGCUCUUGCUGAUGGUUGUCGAUAUAUUAACUCUUUAGAUAUUAGUAAAUGCACCAAAAUUGGUGAUAUUGGAGUCUCAAGAAUUGCUGAGGUUGCGUCAUCAUCGUUGAAGAUUCUCAAGUUGUUGGACUGUUUCAGAGUUGGUGAUGAAUCCAUAUUUUCCUUGGCCCACUUCUGCCAUAACCUUGAAACUCUUGUAAUUGGUGGAUGCCGCGAUGUUACAGAUGAAUCUAUAAAGGCCCUGUCGCUUGCUUGUUGCGACAGCCUAAGGAGCUUAAGGAUGGACUGGUGUUUAAACAUUACAGACUCAUCCUUGAACUCUGUGCUGUCAAACUGUGGACAUCUUGCAGCUCUCGACAUAGGUUGCUGUGACAAACUAACCGAUUUGGCUUUCCAGUCAGUUGGAAUGGGAGGAUUUGAGUCGCAACUGAAGGUUUUAAAGAUGAGUAACUGCAUGAAGAUCACAGUUUCUGGCGUAGGCUCCAUGUUGAAAUUCUGCAAAUCCCUGGAGUACGUUGACCUGCGAUCAUGCCCUCAUAUUACAAGGUUGGGUUGUCAGCAGGCUGGAUUGCAGUUUCCUGAAUGCUGUAAAACAAACUAUGAUGGCAGCUUAUCCGAAAAUGAAACUAUUGUUGAUGUCUUCUUUUAAGACAUGAACCAAGACAAUGACCACUUCCCUAUCAAGUGCCUAAUGGACAAGCUCAUACCGUGAUCAACUGUCAUUCCUUUUCAGCCAUAAGAAAGUAAGUAUACCUUUCUGUGUGGCUAAGAUAUGUUAAUAUUGUGAUGACAGAACUUGGAGUUGUGUUUACUGCGGUGUUGUAUUUAUGUUAUUAAACCUAUCCGACUGUAAAUUUCCAGAAUCUGUAGAUGACUGAUUGCAGGCUUUUGUAGACUGAUACUCUUUAAAUCCCAGCUUCUGAAUGCAGUCUUUCAUAUAAUAUA